Molecule: messenger RNA, 3076 nt
Organism: Haliotis rubra (blacklip abalone)
Lineage: Eukaryota; Metazoa; Mollusca; Gastropoda; Lepetellida; Haliotidae
Product: protein wech-like
Exons: 3
Coding region: 27-1955 (642 amino acids)
Biological process (GO): positive regulation of DNA-templated transcription
Cellular component (GO): chromatin; nucleoplasm
Molecular function (GO): protein binding; zinc ion binding; ubiquitin-protein transferase activity
Source: RefSeq, a predicted model, not a curated record
CAGGUGACAGGGACAGCUUGGUCGAGAUGGCGACCUCCCAGAAGCUGACCGAACACUUCCUGACGUGUACAAUAUGUACAGAGGUUUUUGUCAAUCCCUGUACACUUGUGUGUUAUCACACUUUCUGUCGGAAAUGUGUCAUCAACUACACCAAAACUAGACCUGAAGCCGACAAUGCCAAGUCUCUCAUCUGCCCUUUCUGCAGCAAGAUGACGAAAGUGUCUGACCCUGAGAAACCAGUGGAGGAAUGGGCAGAUGACGUCAAGCCAAGCUUUGUCAUGCAGGGACUUUUGGACUCGUUUGGUCCGGAAUCCAAGGAUACAACCUUCUGUGCAUUCUGUAAAGAGGGACGGGAGACAACGCCAGCUGUUGUUUGGUGUUCUUUCUGCGAUGACGCACUAUGUGGGAAAUGUGUCAGAGUGCACAGUCGCAUCCCAGCUACACGUCACCAUGACGUCACUGACCUUUACGGGGAGGCCAAGGUCAAAAGAAAGCGAAAGGUCAUGUGCAAGGAACACAAGCAGGAAUGCGUGGAGUUUCUGUGUGAGGAUUGCGAGAAGAUGGUUUGUCACAAAUGUUGCAUCAUGUAUCACAGGAAGUGUGAUUCCGUUGUCACAAUCGAGUCACAGAUCGAGAACAUGAAAACAGAACUCAAGAAGAAGAGAAAGACUUUAUCAAAGAAGCAAGUAGACACGAAAUUAAAAAUUGAUGAACUGAAGUCAACUGUACCUAAAGAAACGUCUCGAUACGCUCAAAUGGAAGAAGACAUAAUGUCUGUAACACAGGAAGCCAUACAACAGAUCAUGUUUAAGAGAAAGCAACUUCUGGAUAAUCUCAAAGGGAUGUCAGACAUCCACAUCGGACAACUGAAAGCAAGUGUAAAAUCAAGAGGGUUUUCAUUACAGAUGUACCAACAGCAGACUGAGCUGAUAGACCAGGCUCUACAAUCUGAAUGUGACAUGGAUGUGUAUGAGAUGUAUCAGGGCUGUGAGGAAGGUGGUGUGGAGGCUGUUGGGGACGCAGAGGAUGGAAGAAUGGUCAGGGUCACAUUCAGACAUGACAUUGAGAAGCUGAGUAAAGCGCUGGGGGAUCUACAGCUGGGUGCGAUAGACGUCCUGCGUGAUGGCGAUGUGGACCUAACGGCUGAUCCAGUGCUACAAGACACCAUUACAGUCAGAUUAGCAGGAGAACCACGUGCAGCACGGAUAGCUGACUUGACCGUGAUGAUGGUGGAUGGUACAGAUACAGUUGUAGUCACAGAUCCUGUGAACGAAAGUGUAAAGUCAUUUUACACCAGGAACAAUCAACCAUGUCACAGUAGGCUAAGUCUAACAAACUUUCCGUAUGGUCUGACUCAGCUGCCACACAACCAGGUGGCUGUAACAGUUCCACGUAAAAACAAGAUUGUAAAACUAGGAGUCAACCCGGACCUGGAACUGCUGUCAACCAUCACAACCGCUAAACAGUACUGGGAUACAACAUAUGUGAACCCGUCAACACUCGCAGCAAGCUCCUUGGUUCCUCCCUGUGUAGAUAUCCUUGGUAUGAAAGGAAGCGUGCUGAAGUCAUUCAAUCCUCAUGACAAUGGUAACAUCUUUCGGUAUCCCGCCAACCUUUGCACCACAAAUACAGGACACAUCCUGGUGUCUGACAGGGCAUCCAAGGGUGUCGCGUGUCUGACCCCCAAGGGCGAGACGGUGUUCCACUACAGACCUACUGGAGACACAGCAUUGAAGGAGCCACGUGGUAUCACAAGUACCAGCAGGGGUGACAUCCUGGUGACAGACUCCUCCUUAAACAGAGUCAUUCAUCUGACUAAGUCGGGAGAGUUUGUAAGAAACAUACUGACAGAUGAGGACGGUAUUCAAGAUCCAGUAGGAGUUGAUAUAGAUGGACGUGGUCGGGUGUAUGUUGGCCUGUAUAAUCUUGGAAUUGUAAAGAUGUACAUGUGUUGACAAUGGCCAUAGUCGCAGUAAUUGUACACAUGGAAUAGCGUGGAAGGACGUGGUAUAGAUGUAUGUCUGGACACGGACAAUAUUUGAAAGCUCAAAUAUACACAUUUAAAACAAUAAUCCAUAAACCCAUCAAUCCUCUCAAUGCUACUACAGGAGAGCAGCAUAAUGACAUCCCCAAAUAAGACUUGCAAUAAUUAUUCAACAAGUCGGAUUUACGUGUCAUUUGAAUUAUGUAUGGAAUGCAUUUAUUCACAGCUUUCUAAAUAUAUAAUCUUCAAUUAGUUUAUAUACCUUUAAACGAAACGCCCGCGAAUCAAAAUGUGUUCGCCAAAUUUCUCGGCACACAGCCACAAAUAACGGCCAUUGUUGACUUAAGGUACAUCACGUCGAGUGGUACCCAGUCUAACAUUUUCUUCAUAAUGAAAUUAUUUUAAAUAAUUUGAUCAAUAUUUUUUGUUCUUGGGUGAAGAGAAAACACUGAAGUUUCCCAUUUUUGAAGCUUUAUAUUUACGACGUACUUCUGUUGAUGGACUGAAGUCCCCAUAAUUUCAGUAGUAUAUAUCUACGAGAUAAACCAGCCGGGGCACAUGUCAAAUGCUCAGUCAAAAUGACAAACUUAUACAAUCGAAAUGUUUCUCUGUGGGGGUAAAAAUUCUGUCCCACUCUGUGGGUCCAAAAAGUUUUGUUUUCAUUACUUGUAAGUAGUGGAGCCUCUGCACAUCCACGCAGUAGUCGUAAUUCUAAAAUAACAACUGAAUUAUUUGAUCUAUCGAUCAAUUGAUUGGUUUGUGUAUAUAUUUCGUAUUUUGCCCUAUGGAAUGGAAUGGGUUGUAUAUAUAUGACUGAACGGAUUGAAGACAGAAUUGUUCACAUACAAUUAGUUGAUAUAUCUACAAUAUAUUUUGACAUGAAUACACGUAGGUCACCUCUAUCAAAUGUUUCAACCGUGUGUAGCUACAAUGUGUGUUCCUUGACUGAAUGUGGGUCAUCGUGCCCCGGUUAGUUGGUGCUCGUGCUAUCUGCCACUUGUUCCAUAGUUCACAAGCUUUAUCAGUUAAAUCAAUUUGUUAACUGUGCAAGUGGACUCAUCUUCAGUUCUUGAAAUGAAAGCUAAUACUGUA